AUGAGCAGGUGCUUGUGCGCCACGUCACAUGCCACUAAGGCCAUACCAGCCCCAAAAGGUGUCACGCUGCACCACGCUGUCGACCUCGGAUCGCCCACGUCACUCCAUACUCGCUGGCGGCUUGCUUCUCAAGCCGCUGUCGAAGUAAAUGGGGCCGCGUCGCUAGUCGUGGCGGAGGAAGAGGAGUGCGAGGGGGAGGCGGAGGACGGGUAUUGUAGCGCGCAGGAGUUUAGCUGCGAAGAGAAAGAACCCGCGGUGGACGAUUUGCGCGAUUCACGCGCAGAGGAGCCGCGGAAAGAACAGCAGGCGGCGUCGCCAGUGAUUACGUGGCAGCUCGUGGUUGGUCUGGUGCUGCGGCACAAACUGCGGCUGGUGGGGCUCGCCGUGGGUCUCAUCGCGGGGACGACGUGCAACGUGGUGCUGCCGCGCAUCAACGGUAACUUCGUGCAGGCGCUCGUGGCGCCCGUGCCCGUGCCGCUGGCGCAGCUGCUGCUACCGAUUGCGGCGAUCUACGUGCUGGAGCCGGCGGCCACGCUGCUGUUCGUGUCGUCGCUCUCCGCCGUGUGGGAGUCCGUCAUGGCCGCCGUCAGGGUCCGCGUCUUCCGCCGCCUGCUGCUGCAGAAGGUGGCGUUCUACGACGCGCACAAGGUGGCGGCGCUGAGCGGCGUGCUGUCGUCGGAGCUGGCGUUCAUGGACAAGGCCGUCACCGACAACGUCACGCGCGACCGCGGCCUCCGCUCCAUAUGCGAGGUGGUGUCGACGCUGGCGAUCCUGUUCGUCAUAGCGCCGGACCUAGCGCCGGUGUUUUCGCUGCUGGCGGUGGGCAUCUCGCUCAUCGCGGGCAUCUACAAGCGCGGCACGCUGCCCGUGUUCGCGCGCAGCACCGCCACCCAGGCGCGCAUCACCGACUCCGCCACCGAGACCUUCCAAGCCAUCCGCACCGUACGGUCGUUUGGAGGCGAGGCGCGGCAGCUGGGGCGGUUCGCAGGCCACGUGGCAGAGGCGCGGGAGACGGGCACGCGGCUGAGUGUGCUCAAGUCGACCAACGAGGCGCUGACACGUGGCUGCGUGUACAUCUCCCUCAUGUGUGUCUACAUCCUGGGCGGGCACAAGGUCCAAAUGGGCGGGAUGGCAGCGGGCACGGUGCUGGCGUUCGUGGGAUACACCUUCCUCCUCACCUUCGCUAUCCAGGGGCUGGUGAACACCAUGGCGGACGUGCAGAACGCGCUCUCUGCAGUGGCGCGCAUCAACGCCCUCCUCUCCGCCUCGCCCCCCGAACCCAACCUCUCCAUCCCCGAACCGCUCCCGGACCUCUCCGUGCCGCUUCCCCCCUCCACCCCUUGCCCCGAGCCGGCGGCCGUGGGGGUGGUGGGAGAAGCGGAGGAAAAGGAGGGGCUGAUUGCGGUGCAGAGAGGGAAUGGAGCGGUGGUGGGGGGCGGGAAGGGGUUGUCGGCGUGUGAGCUGGCAUGGACGGGCGACAUUGAGUUCAGAGGUAGCUCUCCUUCCUCCUGUCCAAUUGCUCUCUCUCCUCAACCACGUCCUCCCCCUUCCCUCCUUCCCUCGCCCACAGACGUGCGCUUUGCGUAUCCGCAGCGGGCGGCAGUGGAGGUGAUAAAGGGCAUCAAUCUCGUGCUGCCACGUGGCACUGUCACAGCGCUCGUGGGCGGCAGUGGCGCGGGCAAGUCCACCGUCGUGCAGCUGCUCUCCAGGUUCUAUGAGCCGGUAGCGGGCACGGUAUCACUGGCGGGCGAGGACAUAGCAUCAUUCGACCGCACGCAGUGGACGCGCGCAGUCUCCCUCGUGAGCCAGGAGCCCGUGCUCUUCGCCAUGUCCGUGCGCGACAACAUUGCCUAUGGCCUCCCAGACGCUGACGGGUAUGACACGAUGGUGGGGGAGAGGGGUGGGCUGCUCAGCGGCGGCCAGAGGCAGCGUCUCGCAAUAGCGCGAGCGAUACUGAAGGACGCGCCGAUUCUGAUUCUGGACGAGGCCACGAGUGCACUCGACAGCGUGUCGGAGCGACUCGUGCAGCAGGCACUGGAGGGGCUCAUGCAGGGCCGCACGACGCUGGUGAUAGCGCAUCGGCUGAGCACGGUGCAGGCAGCAGAUCAGAUCGUGGUCGUCUCGUCUCCAUGUCGUGAUCGGCGUGUCUCAUCCGCCCUCCUCGCUUCCCUGUCUCUCGCUCGCGCUCGUCCCGCCUCUUCUCCCGUUUCCCACGCCAGACACCGCCAUGGGCGGUCCCCGCGGCGCAGCCCAAAGGGGGACGACGCGGAACGACCGCGGGGAGCCCAAGCCUCCAACGGACGAGUUUUGCGCCGAGCUUCCACGGAGCGCGCAGCGACCAUGGACUCACUGCCGUCAGUCCUGCCGCUGGAUGCGGGAAAUGCGGCAGAGCAGCGGUCCCCCGGCGACUCACAGUCUCCGUGGCCAGCAGCCGACUUCCUCCGCGGCCCUUUUGACGGCCACGCGGCAGCGGAGCCGGCGAUCCGUCAGCAAGGGGCCGACGGGCGUGCCGCGGUGCCUGAGCUUCGACGGGUACCAGCCGCGCUCGGCGGAGUCGAAAUGGGCGAGCUCGCCCUGGGGAAGGGCGUAUUUGGGGGAAACGCGGCAGCCCGCGGAGGACCCGCGGACAUUGCGCCGUGCGCGGGAGCUUGA
This is a messenger RNA of Closterium sp. NIES-65, 2652 nucleotides long. The record is from the annotation of a GenBank genome assembly. Lineage: Eukaryota; Viridiplantae; Streptophyta; Zygnematophyceae; Desmidiales; Closteriaceae.